This is a messenger RNA of Wasmannia auropunctata (little fire ant), 8716 nucleotides long. Its product is annotated as dipeptidase 1-like. The transcript is spliced from 12 exons. Gene Ontology annotation, biological process: proteolysis. The record is from RefSeq and is a predicted model, not a curated record. Gene Ontology annotation, molecular function: metallodipeptidase activity. Lineage: Eukaryota; Metazoa; Arthropoda; Insecta; Hymenoptera; Formicidae. The annotation marks the transcript as partial.
GUCGGCGGCGGCGGCGGUGGCGCCGGUUACGGGGGCGGGCCGCAGGAGCGCGUUCACCAGGCUCCGCGAUCGGUCCAGCCCGAUCCGCCGAAGUGUCCCUAUGAGACCUACCAGGCGCAAAUCCCGGACUGCUGCGCGGCCGCGGUAGCGGCGCAAGACCCGUACCCACGGCCGCCCAGCGGCUACGACACCAGGUGUUACGACGAGUGCCAUCGCAGGACACCGUACCAGGAGGAGCCCUAUACUCAGGAUGUAUCCGGAACAUUCCACCGGUCCCAGUCUAGACUGGGCUACGAGGAACGUCCUCAGUCCCGGGUGGGAUACGCCUCGGAUUCCAGGUGCGCCAGCGGGCUCGGAUACGACGACACCGGUGGGGGUUACCUGGAUCAGAGUGACCCGAGAAUGUAUUGCACCGGCGGCUAUUGCAUGGGAGAUACGAUGAUGGCGACGAGCAGAGGCGUAUGCGGCGAGGAGGUCGAACUCGACAUGCGGAGGCACAUUCAGGCAUGCGCCUGCACAUGCAACCACAUGGGCUACGGGAAUUACAUGGACUAUCAGACCACGUGCCUAACAGAACUGCCAGACGUGGCGCCUUGCAACGGCACCGUGCGAUUACCGCCGCCGUGCGAGGACUCGCCUAGCAGCGGCAGCAGCAAGGAUCGCAGAGACGAGAGUCCUCGCAGGAGGUGUCGGCUGUUGGCGCCUGUCCUGCUCCUAGUGGCCGUCCUGCUCCUCGGAGGCCUCUGUCUGCCGUUUCUACUACAAUCCGCGCCUGCCACGCACCAGCAGAGGCUGGACGUGAUCAGGAGGAUCCUCACUGAAGUGCCUCUGAUCGAUGGGCACAACGAUUUGCCCUGGAACGUCAGAAAGUUCGUACACAAUCAACUUGGCGAAGUCAACCUGAGCAGCGAUCUCGGCAGGGUCGACCCUUGGGCCAGAUCAGACUGGAGUCACACGGACAUCCCUAGAUUACGCGCUGGCCUCGUCGGUGCACAGUUUUGGUCCGCCUACGUUCCUUGCGGUGCCGCUCAGUUAAAUGCAGUUCAACUCUCAUUGGAACAGAUCGACGUGAUUCGUCGACUCGCCGAAAUGAAUGCUCAACACUUAACCCUGGUUACCUCCGUCAAAGGUCUCAUCGAGGCGCAUAGAGAAGGUAAGAUCGCAAGUCUAAUCGGAGUGGAAGGUGGUCAUUCCUUGGGGAAUUCCUUGGGUGUCCUCAGGACGUUUUACGGUCUGGGAGCGCGAUAUCUUACUCUGACACAUGCGUGCGACACCUCCUGGGCAGUCUGUUCUGUUGGCGAGACGAACAACACUCAGGACUCCACGCCGGGCCUCAGCGAAUUUGGGAAAGCAGUAGUCAGGGAAUUGAACAGGCUGGGCAUGCUGGUCGAUCUCUCGCACGUCUCGACAAGAACGAUGAGGGCGGCCCUGCAGACGACGAGGGCGCCGGUGAUUUUCUCGCACAGCGCUGCCAGGGCGCUGUGCAAUUCCACCAGAAACGUGCCGGACGACGUGCUCAGAAAUCUGGCUAAGAAUGGCGGAGUGGCGAUGGUCCCUUUUUAUACCUACUUCAUAACAUGCAACAGCACCGCUACUAUAAAAGACGUUAUAGCACACAUCAAUCAUAUUCGAAAGGUGGCGGGAAUCGAUCACGUCGGGAUCGGAGCGGGUUUCGACGGGAUAAAUUUCACUCCCACGGGUUUAGAAGAUGUCUCGAGGUAUCCGCAACUAUUGGCCACCUUGCUGGAGGAUCCUGCAUGGACGGAGGAAGACAUCAAGAAACUAGCCGGCCUCAACUUGCUGAGGGUAUUCGCGAAAGUCGAACAGGUUCGUGAUGAGUGGCACAGAGCGGCGGUGUUACCGGUGGAGAAGAUCAGUCCGCCGGACAACUCGGCCUGCGUCUACGGCGCGUCCUGAUCCUCUUUGGGGACAAUCGUGCCGGGACUGCUCGACUUUGCGCGAUCGCCGAAGACCCUGCGGUUGCCGCGGUAUUACUGGAGCCUGUAAAAGGAGCGUCCGCGUGCAUGCACCGAAUCGCCAAAGGAUUCCGUAUCCGUGAGGAAGGGCUACCGGGUAUCCGUCAAAUGGAAAACGACCGACCAAUCUUACACCGAAAAGAGAACUGCCGACUUCCACUUCAGGGACUCCGUCGCGCCUUAACGAGUGAGACGAAGAUUCAGCGCGGGAACGCGACCCGGUCCUUCGAAAUUAAUGGCGUCGAGGAUCCUUCCGAGACACCUUUGGGACGCGGCGGGAGCUCCGUUCGCGCACCCCCGCGACACCGUUCGGAAGAGGAUCUCUCAAACGCCGUUAGCGACAGUAAAAUUGCGAUCGCACACAUUUGAGAAAUAAUUAUCCGCCUCUUAUAAACACCCACUUAUUUUUGUGACAUCGGACACGAAUUACGUAACCUCGUAAUGUUAAAAGAAGGAUUAACGACUUAUUUUUAACUCGAUGUUUCUUCCACUUGCGAAUUAUUCGGCAAUAAUCUUGCGAUCAUUUGUCAGGCAUUUCCGUCCAGACUUCAAACUUAAUAAUCCGGACACUUAUUCAUUAUUUCGCAAUUUGCAUCACGUAAACUAGCGUUACGUUGAAGCGAACAUGCUUUAUAUACGCCGUAUUAUAUAUUUUACCUUGAAUUAAAUAAUAAUUUAAAAAUCGCAGAAAAUACGAAAAUUUGAAAGUACGAAUCACGAUCUCAUAAUUUCGCAAAUUACAAACUGCAAUUUUUAACUCAUCAGAAUGAAUUUAAAUUAUCUUGCUAAUCGCAAAGGUGAUCGGGGAGGAUUCUCGAAAAAAUUUUAUCGAAAGAAAUAGAAAGUCAUAUUCUCAGCGUGCAUUUAAUACCAACUAUAGUCGGCUGAUUCUCAUAUCACGUUUCCAGCACAUGCAAGCACGAAUCUAUUAAAAUUAAAUAAAAUCUAGAACCAGGCAGCCAUAUUUAGCGUUAAAUGUACAAGAAUAUGGGCAGAUUGUAUGGGAUAACUGUACGUGAUUAAUCGCGUAAGAUUUCUUGCGUCAAGAAAAAGCCGAAAUACAAAUAGUUCGAAUGGAGUACACAAUUAUCGUCUCAGGCGUUGCAUUUCUAUCGUUCUUUGUACUUCGAUCAGAGAACGAUCGUAAAUGACAUCCACUGUCAUACACCAACCAAAGAGAUAAGCCAUACUUUUUAUAAUUUUUAGAUGAAUUAACGAUACUGUACUAUAUAUUAAAAAUAUCCUGCGCGUCCUAAGAAAUAUUUGAAUUCAAUCACCCACGGUUAUACGAGAAUCGUAAAAAUUAAUAGGAAUUCGUACUGCCUAUACAUUUCCAUCAAUUUAUCUUUAUUUAAGCUUGCAUACAUAUAUACCUCUUUUAAAUACAAUCAUAUCUCGAGAAAAAUCUUUCCUCCAAAACUUGCACUCUUUCUUUUUUUUACAUUUUGACUUGGUAAUCGUAAAAGCUUUUCUAAAUUCUCCAUCAAAUGGAGAAAUCUCCGUUUUUGAAUUCUUUUUGAGCAUUUUGCACUUAGUCGAUCCAUAGAGAGAAACGUAAGCUGGAUACAAAAAAUUUCGUACCCCUUCUUAAUUUGCAUUGAACAUUAAAUACAUGAAUAAGCGUUAAAAAGCUGUUUUCAAAGUUCACUUAAGAUUAAAUGUAGACUAAGAUUUCGUUACUUGUUAUUUUGUACUUUUCAAGGGUAACGUACGAAAGAUCACUCAUAUCCAAUCGCUUAUGAUUGAGAAAUUAUAUUGAUAUUUCGAUAGUUUUUAAGAUGGAAUGACUCCAAAUCCAAAUGGUCAAUGAAUUCGCCACCGGUGUUUGUCAGUGUAAUUUUGAAACGCCCUAUACAUGAAUAUCGAAUCAGACAAGUGCGCUUAUGAUGUGCGAAUAUAACGAAGUCUCCAAGGAGAGAGAGAGAGAGAGAGAGAGAGAGAGAGAUACUAAAUUUCUAACGAUUAAAGCUUCGAAGGUAGCUCCCCACGCGUCAAUGAUAGAAGAAAAACAAGAAACAGAGUAAACCGCGCACUCGCUUUGUGGUGAGUCACUUGCAAUUCACAUUAGCAACGCAACGAAGCGAAAUUUCCUGUUAAUCGCGCAUCGAUUCCAUUUUCAAACAUUGACUUGCUACUUUCUGUAUAUAAGAUACAAGCUUAACGCUCUUGUCCGGAUACGCGCUAUCGAUAAAGCUUCUAACUGAAAUCGCAUCGCCAAAGAAUAUCAUCGGCUACUCUCGAAAUCUAUACUUCGACAUACGCUACUUCAUUAUGCUUACGAGUGCGAUGUACGACUCGCGUUGCCGAUAUUAAUUCACUGCCACACUCAUGCUGGACUUUACGAACACCUCGACUCACACGUCUAUAUGGCACUCUUACAAGUUCCUCGGAAACGUAAACAAAGACGUAACAAUGUUGAGUUGACGAUUCGAUUGGUAAAUUCAACGGAAAUUUCUCAUAACGACUUGCAACCGCGAUACAUCUCUAUAUAUCCGCAUAGGACAGAGGCUUCAGACGGAGCCAAUCUAUAUUUACGUUAUUUCGCACAAUUUAGCUCGAGUUUCACCGCUGCUACUUGCUGCCCCGAUUGCACGAACUGUCGUCCUGAAUCGUCCUAUACAGCCACAAGUGCUUUGAUAAACAAGACGUUGAUUUAAACAAAUCCAUUUGCAGCGCACGUAACGCGACCUAUACCUCUUCGGAGGCUAUCUCUCGCUCCAAUACGCAAGCCGUUCCAUUUUUGAAAAUGGCGUGCAACAGUUUUUUCACAAAAGUAGAAAACCCGUAGAGGCAGAUUGCACACUGGAAUUCGUAGUCCAGAAUUUAGGGUGCGUCGAACUUGGACUUACGCCACUUUCAAGAUAGCCGUAUCGACCAAGAAAAACCUCCUGGAUGCGUCGCGGAUAAGUUUUGUGACUUCUCUCAGGGCUGUGAUAUUUUCCGCGGGCCUCGUGAAACAUUUCGUGCUUCCAUCUUAAAAAAAAAAACUAAAAUAAAAUCGGGGCGCGUCGCAGAAGGGAGAGGAUGUAUCGUCGAAGAGAGCAGUCGCAUUGUACGAUUAUUGCGAGUCGAAGACGUGGGUACGUUACGCUCAAACAAUUCAUUAAAACGAUAUAAUAGUCGGUUUAGCUACACGAACAGGAAUACGCUCCUCGACAGAGAAAAGAUAUAGCAGUACCUACUUCGUAAGAGAUAUUUCAGAAAUGUAUCCAGGAGCCUCUCUCUCAGGAGAAGAGACGAGGGAAGGCUCGCCGAAAGCUUUUGGUAAUACAGAUAUAAUUUUUAAUUUCGUACCUUGUUACAAAUCACACAUAGUCUUGUAAACGCUUUUAUAGUUAUUCAAGGAAAAUUUUUAUAGUAAGGUAAACACAGACAUUAUCUACAGCUCAAUCGACCGUCAUACCGCUUUAAUCGAACGCACUCGCGAGGACGUCGCGUAGGAAAAGAGAAGCGUGCGUCAUUUCGUCGAUGUGCGCCGAGAUUUUCCGAUUACGACUUUGUUAUAAUAACGCAUUAAGUGAUAAGCAGUUUAUGGAAGGAUAUAGAUCUCCGUAGAGCGAGGACGGAUAAGAAGCAUAAGACGUAGUCUGUAGCGUGGACUUGUACAUCCUGUACGAAGAAGUUUUUUCGAUACUAAACACUCCGUUAAAACGCGAGAGAGCAACACGCACGUUAUACACACUAUUUGUGAGAAACAAUCGAUGCCUUCGAACGACUCGCGGCGCUGUUCCACGAGCCACGGGAUUUUUCGUCCGCACAAAACUCUGUCGGAGAGCUUAGACUCUCUCUCGACGAGGGACAUGCUUUUGCAACUCGAGAAAAAAAAACAAGAGCAUGAGUUUAAUAAACUUAGUCGUUAAUUAAAGGUAUAUCGUUGGCUGUACGUUCCCCGCGGCAACAUUCGAGUCCCGAUUUCAAUGAAGAAAGGCGAAUUCCUUGUUUUCCCUCGAAAUAAAGCUGUCAGCAUGCAUUUAUCCCCAAGAGAUCUAGCGAGAUACAGUGAAAAUUGUCAAAAUACCAAAAAAAAAAAAAAAGAGAAGUUUACGAUUAAUUGAUAACCGUAUUUAGAGAGUGAGGCGCAGCUCCCUUUUACAUAAAUUUUAGCAGCAAUAACGCAAGUAACCGCCAGAUAGUCUACUGAUAAGUAGCAUAAACGACCAAUAGGAGGAUACGUAUAAUUUCUAAUUCGUACCGAGUAAGUCUAACGAGUACGUAAUUACGGCACUUUGCUCAAUACCACCGAUUAGGACGUCAGGAAGACACACACACACGUACACAAACACAUACCGUUCUUUCCGUAGCGUUUCCGUAAUGUAAAACCAUCGUAAACUUAAACUACGUUUAGAUGAAAAAAAUCGCGCGGCCGCGUGUCACGGUUAUUCUUUAUAAAUAAUUUAUUGGAUCUUUCCUCCGCGCGCGCGAGCAGACGCCAAAUAUUGCGAGCCUCGACUCAAGAGUCGAGGGAAAAACCAUUAUAGAUAAUUAUUUUGAAUGUGUAUGAGUGAGCCGACAUGUGAGCGAAACAAGAAAGAGAGAGAGAGAGAGAGAGAGAAGAUAUUGUAAAAAAAAAUUCCGGAAUAAUUUCGAGCGUUUCGAGAAGGUGGACGCGAAAAUCGUAUCCGCAACACAACGUGUCAAUUAUUUAUGUAGACGAAAUGAAAUUUAUCGAUACGCACCCCCGUGCCUCGUAUCGUUUGGACAAUCUAUAAUUCUCGAGUUUAGUUGACCUCGAAGUAACGUUUCGUCUUACGUUCACCAUCACUUGCCAUUACUUACGAUAUAUACAUGAGAAAAAUCCAAUAAAAAGAAGAUAUAAUAUAUGCGUAAACGUUAUGAAUGUAGUCGUUCUUUUCUCGAACAGCUCGACCAUUAUUCUCCCGAUAGAUCAACGUGUUCAUUUUGUAAUCUAACGAGUAGACGACGAUCAACCACGCACGCGAAAUAGAAUUCAUUUCUUUCUAAGAUGUCGUAACGGAGGAGAGAAGAGAAAGAGAGACGAGAGAGGAAGACAACGGCGAGAAAGGGAAAAGAGAUCUUAGUUAUAUAAACCUUAACGUAUAUACCAUAAACAACACACAACUGCCUAGAAACUCAGAUUAAUAAUAUAUAUAUUAUACUUACUACAUUAUAUACAAUUAAUUAAAAAAAAAUUGACAUGUCUAAGCGCACAACAACGAGCGAGUUUUGGCAGAACAAGGGACGUGCGUGUAGAUAGAAUCUAUCCAACCGUGACCGAAGUACGCGUACGCUAUAUGUAUGUACAUGGUGUCCCAAAACCACCGGAACAUAUUUCAAUAACAGACGUGGUUGAAUUACAAGUGAAAAUGUAAUAUUAAAGAGCGAGGCUUCAAGGUGACAGGCGGAGAAUAAAAUCGUAUUGUUUGACAUUCAGGUCGGUUUUAAUUACUUUGAUAAAGCAUGGAUCGGCGCCGCAAACUUUUUAGCGGAAGCUUAAAGGGAUCGCGCGGCAGCACGAUGGGUCUUCCGUGAAGAUUCCUCCCUAAAGAAAUAUCAAGUCCGCGCGUGUGAAGUGAAGUAACAAAAGGCCGUCAUCGAAAUACGUACUGGUAGUUUCGAAACGCACCGUAUACAGGAGGCGGAAGGAGGAAGCUGGAGUCAGUUUCGCAACUGUACUCGAGAGACCAUAAACGCGGCACACAUUUCUGACCGCCAGCCCGACGAUUUUUCACUUCGUCUGGGGCGAGAAUAAUGCACUCCCGACCACUUGCCGCGAAACAAGUUUUGCGGUCGAACGUCGAUACAUCGAGCAAUGCGAGCGAAAACAAACACGUCGACCGGUGGCAGCCUCCAGCCGCGAGGUAGCCGCGAUUCCCGCGCGUUAUCUCGAGGCGAAGUUUGCUGGUUUUUGAAAAGUUAAACGUGCACCCGCGGGGAAGGCCGCGCUCCGCGGCGCGUCAAUAAUGCAGCCGCAAGAAAAAUCAGUUGCCAGCGACGCCGGCUCGUCAAACACGUCGCUUUUUUUUUUGCAGAUAUUCGUGUACCGCGGACUUCUUUCGCUGGCCAGGAUCGUCCUGACCCUGACGCUUUAUUCGAGUGAAAUAAUAAUUUCAAUUCGCGAGAGAGAUGCAUCUUUUAUUGACUCUCGACGUCAAGAAUCUCGAGGCGAAGUGUAACGCCGAUCGUUAUCGACGUAAACGAGUCGACUCGACGUCGGAUAGUCGUAUUGCGUCAAGUUGGUCUAAAAGGGAGGGAACCGGGGGAGGGGGGGGGGGGUAGCUGUAAAUUUCCGGCGACAAACUUCCAGCCGGAGAUACGACGUGAAACUUUCGCCCGCUCGCAUUUUCGAUUUAUCGCUUUGUCGAACGCUCGAGAUGAAUCCUAGAAAAAGAAGUGACACGAUCGCGAAUUGGAGCACUUUAGAAACACCGUGUUCUGAAGGGCAUCGCCGUUUAUCGAGAAUUCGGGAAUGAGAAGCGGGAAUGGGAGAGGCGUUUAAAGAGAAAUCUCAUUAUCAACAAAUACAAGUACAAUCAGCAGGAUGCCUCGAGCUGUUCGAUGACUAUGUACAGCGUGUAAAAGUUUUUAGAAAAAUUUAACUACGUGGCGGGAUGAGAGAAAGAAAAAGAGAGAGAGAGAGAGAGAAAAUAUAUGUAUGUAUAUGUAUGUAUGCAAGAGAAUGAAAGUGAGAAAGCAAGAGUGAGAGAGAUUUGCGAAACCCGUGCGAUGAAAAUACAUUACGAUGAUUAAUGCAUGGCCAGAUAUUACAGACGCUAUGAAAA